Molecule: messenger RNA, 1747 nt
Organism: Pichia membranifaciens NRRL Y-2026
Lineage: Eukaryota; Fungi; Ascomycota; Pichiomycetes; Pichiales; Pichiaceae
Exons: 1
Coding region: 71-1747 (558 amino acids)
Source: RefSeq, a predicted model, not a curated record
UGCUGUUGCUUUGCUUCCUUCUCUGUACUUUGCACUUUCUUGCUCUGUUCUCAUCUGCCCUUUUUUCUAGAUGGACAGCUCCCUCUUAAUCGCUUCAUCUUCAGAAACUACACACAGUUUGAGUGCUCGGUCGUCUUUGGCAAAUUCUUUGUACCAGGGAAGUUAUGAUCCCUACAAGGCUAUAAACUCCAAUAAUAGCUUCACCACGUCUCCAACAACGACCAAGAAAAACAGUGUCGGCAGCGUUAACAGCGCAUCGUUUUAUAACUUUAACAGCAACAGCAACACCCAGCCUAACUGGAACACCAACAACACCAAUAACAACUCAGAGAGCACUAUCAAAGCUUCUGCUAUUUUGGAAGCCUCGCCAACAACUGCUACGUCCGUCACGAACUCAAUCAACAGCCUCCCGCACAAUAUGGAUAUUUGGAACUCUGCUUCUGGUCUUACCGCCGAUUCGGCUUUGCACUUAAACUUGAACUCCAACCCUAACUCCAACCCAAAUUCGAACCCCACCUCGAACUCGACCUCAAAUUUGACCAAAAACUACGACCCUGUUUACUCACUCAACACAGAUUCAAGCAGUUUAUAUAAGCCAAACUAUUCCAACGUUGAAAUGGACCCUUUGGCCUACCAGAUGCUGCAAUUAUCAACGAAAGAUUCAAUCUCUCAGCUGACGACCCCUUCAUUGAUCCAAAACACAUAUUUUGGGAAUUCAAAUGUCAACUACAACCGUCAACUAAAGGAGAGCAAGAAUCAGCUUUUCAACAACAAUAGCAACAGUAACAGCAAUAACAACAAUAACAACAACAAUAAUAAUAAUUCUGACAGUACCAACAACGAGAAUUCGAACCUUGCUGAUAACAAUUGGUCAAACACCAAUUCUGAAAACGCUAAUAACACUUACAAUAAUUUUCUUCUUCAGCAAAAACAUCAGAACUCGUUUUCCAACCAGUACACUUAUAAGCCUCCCAAACAACAAAUGCAAGCUUCAAAUUUGAUUCAUCCUCAGUCUCAAAACAUGAACAUGAACAUGAGUAUGGACACGAACUAUGAUCAGACCAAACAGAAUCAAAGCUAUAUUCAUUCUCAAUCACAUGGUCAUUUCAACUCAGACUAUAACAACAGCAAUAGCAACAGCAAUAAUAGUAGUAACAAUACCGCAACUAACAAUAAUAUUAACAUGGAUAAUAAAGCUUACAAUAUUUACGAUUCAAGAGUAUUAAAAAUGAACCAAUCAAAGUCAAGUGAUAUUGAUCCCCCAGAGAUUGAAAACUAUAAAACAAAGAUUCAACUCAAGGACAUUAUAAUUUCCAAACUUGAACUGGAACUGGAAAAGUUGAAGGACUUUCAAAAUACGAUUUUAAAAACUCAAAACGAAUCAAGUAAUAGCUUUGAAAUCCCUAAGAACCAUGAAGAGUUGUAUCAUAAAUUGGUUGAAAAAGUCCGCUCAACCGAAGCAGAAUUAGAAGAUACAAAAACAAGAUUAGAGUCUCUAAUUACUGCCAUCUCAAUGAAUUCAACUUCUUCAAGCUUCAAAAGUGGUAGAUAUGAUGAGGAAGAAAUUUCCCAUAAAAUCAUUUCAAAGCUUAAAAUGUUGACCGAAGAAAAUGAUGAAUUAUCAAGAAUGGUUAGUUAUGGUAAGUCAAAGGAAAAAGACAUUGAAAUAGCGUUGUUAAGAAAACAAAAUAACGAUUUAUUAGAAAAAGUGUCAAAAUUAGAAGCAAAAUUAAAUGACAAGAAAUAA